Messenger RNA from Camellia sinensis, 1202 nucleotides. The record is from RefSeq and is a predicted model, not a curated record. NCBI's taxonomy places the organism in Eukaryota, Viridiplantae, Streptophyta, Magnoliopsida, Ericales, Theaceae.
GAGCAGGUCACUUCUCACCAAUUGGUGGUUACCAUGCUGGAAAGGACAUGGCACUUAUUUUGGAUGUUGCGCGUUUUAAGUAUCCUCCUCAUUGGGUUCCACUCACACUCCUUUGGGAAGCCAUGGAUACUCUUGAUGGAGCAAGUGGCCAACGUAGGGGGUUCAUGCUAAUAUCUAAGCUCCAUAGAGAGCCAUCACUGCUCUACACCCUGAGCUGUAAACAUGAGAGUUGGAUCAGCAUUGCAACGUACUUAGUGGAUGAUGUUCCUUGCCUAUUAAAAUCAGAUGAUGUGAAAGACAUUAAGAAUGUGCUUUCUGUUAUUUUAUCAUCGAUCCCUUCAGAUUUUGGGGAGUUCAUCAAGUGGGUUGCAGAAGUUCGGAGACGAGAGGAGGAUGGUGGUCAAAGUCUGAGCCAAGAAGAGAAAGGAAGACUUGCUGUCAAGGAAGAGGUAUUGAAACAAGUGCAGGAGACUGGUCUUUAUAGACACGUGACAGAAUUUUUGUCUUCAGAGAGGUCAUGCUGCAGAGCCAUACCAAUGGCAGCACAUGAAGAUAAUUUACCUGGUAUCGCAGCACGUGUCUGUUGCCAGGGGGCGGUGCUUUUAUCAGGGAUGUCGGGCUCAUCAAAUGGGUUCUGCUGUCGUGAAACAGGUGUCAUUUGCUUUAAAGUUAAUGGUGACAAGCUUGUUACAGUAGUGUCUGGGACGGUGGUGAAUGGUAAUGGUGAGCAUGGGGUCGAUGUGCUUGUCCCUUCAUCUCAAACAGAGCCAAGUUGUUGUGGUUGUAAUCCAACUGAUGGCACUGGGACGCACCCAGCGAGCAAUGAUGUUCUGACAGCUCUUUUAUUGGCGUUGCCUCCUGAAACAUGGUCUGGUAUCAAGGAGGAGAAGCUUUUGCAGGAAAUAUGCAAUCUUGUUUCGACUAAAAACCUUCCUACGCUACUUCAAGAGGAGGUAUUGCACUUGCGAGGUCAACUCCAGCUUCUCAAGAGAUGCCAAGAUGGUAAGGAAGAAGAAGAUCUUGGUGCACCUCUCUUCUAGCAUUCAUGUCUUCUCAUGUUCUCUUGUAUUUCUACUUCUUGUGUUGUAACCAAACAGCACAUUUUUAUCACGUUUGGGAGUGUGUAAAAUGUACAAACUUCAAAUAAUUCUGUACACACACUGCAGAAAAUAUAUUCAUUGCGCCUUAAGGUAAAACAUCAA